Molecule: messenger RNA, 2814 nt
Organism: Felis catus (domestic cat)
Lineage: Eukaryota; Metazoa; Chordata; Mammalia; Carnivora; Felidae
Gene: TBR1
Product: T-box brain transcription factor 1
Exons: 6
Coding region: 682-2730 (682 amino acids)
Biological process (GO): cell fate specification; positive regulation of DNA-templated transcription; regulation of neuron projection development
Cellular component (GO): nucleus
Molecular function (GO): DNA-binding transcription factor activity, RNA polymerase II-specific; RNA polymerase II cis-regulatory region sequence-specific DNA binding
Source: RefSeq, a predicted model, not a curated record
UUAUGUGCUUCUGUAUUAACUGGAAAAGACAGACUCUGGAACUUUUACAGGGCGAGAAGAGGCCACCGGCUCGCGCUUUGUAUACUUUGCACUUGAAAUCGUUACAUUCAACUGAAUAUUUGGCUCAUUCAGAUCCGAAAAGUCUCCUAGCAUCAUCGAAUUCCCUCCUCCGCCCCUCAGCUGAAAGGAGGGAGGUGGGGGGGGGGAAGGUAGGAAAAUGUUUAGUAAAUUGCACAUCUUUGAAUCUUCCUAAAGCAGUGGUCACAAAGCUUAAAGGUGACACAACAGUGCUCACGUAAAGCCAACACACAUUCCCCACCCCCCAAGCCAACAAUAAAAUCAUCCCCUUCAAUUUGCCAUGAUCGUCGCGACCAGGAGCCAGGUGAUUAUCCUAAUUAAUGUCUAUCUAAUUAAAUUACUGUCAGCAGUUAACCAAUGGCAGGAGCCGUUUCAUCGGCUGCACAAGCAGCAAGAUCAAAAGUGAGCCUUUUCUGAUUGCUGCAUAGUGUCAAUUGGCCAAUCUCUUCUCCCAGGGAAAAAAAAAAGUAAAUCAAACCUUUGAGAAGCAUUUGCUGGUUGAAGUGCUUUCUGUCUAGUGAGGGGGUCUGUGGAUUUCUAGUUUAUGAUAAAUAGGACUUUAAAAACCAGGGACAGGAGGGCGAGUGUUCAGGUUCUAGAGCUAUGCAGCUGGAGCACUGCCUUUCUCCUUCUAUCAUGCUCUCCAAGAAAUUUCUCAAUGUGAGCAGCAGCUACCCACAUUCAGGCGGAUCUGAGCUUGUCUUGCACGAUCAUCCCAUUAUCUCGACCACUGACAACCUGGAGAGAAGUUCACCUUUGAAAAAAAUUACCAGGGGGAUGACGAAUCAGUCAGAUACAGACAAUUUUCCUGACUCCAAGGACUCACCAGGGGACGUCCAGAGAAGUAAACUCUCUCCUGUCUUGGACGGGGUCUCUGAGCUUCGUCACAGUUUCGAUGGCUCUGCUGCAGAUCGCUACCUCCUCUCUCAGUCCAGCCAGCCACAGUCUGCGGCCACUGCUCCCAGUGCCAUGUUCCCGUACCCCGGCCAGCACGGACCGGCGCACCCCGCCUUCUCCAUCGGCAGCCCCAGCCGCUACAUGGCCCACCACCCGGUCAUCACCAACGGAGCCUACAACAGCCUCCUGUCCAACUCCUCACCGCAGGGCUACCCCGCGGCCGGCUACCCCUACCCACAGCAGUACAGCCACUCCUACCAAGGAGCCCCUUUCUACCAGUUCUCUUCCACACAGCCCGGACUGGUACCCGGCAAAGCUCAGGUGUACCUGUGCAACAGGCCCCUCUGGCUGAAAUUUCACCGCCACCAAACGGAGAUGAUCAUCACCAAACAAGGAAGGCGCAUGUUUCCUUUUUUAAGUUUUAACAUUUCUGGUCUCGAUCCCACGGCUCAUUACAAUAUUUUUGUGGAUGUGAUUUUGGCGGAUCCCAAUCACUGGAGGUUUCAAGGAGGCAAAUGGGUUCCUUGCGGCAAAGCGGACACCAAUGUGCAAGGAAAUCGGGUCUAUAUGCAUCCGGAUUCCCCCAACACGGGGGCUCAUUGGAUGCGCCAAGAAAUCUCUUUUGGAAAAUUAAAACUUACAAACAACAAAGGAGCUUCAAACAACAAUGGGCAGAUGGUGGUUUUACAGUCCUUGCAUAAGUACCAGCCCCGCCUGCAUGUGGUGGAAGUGAACGAGGACGGCACGGAGGACACCAGCCAGCCCGGCCGCGUGCAGACGUUCACUUUCCCCGAGACUCAGUUCAUCGCCGUCACCGCCUACCAGAACACCGAUAUUACACAAUUGAAAAUAGAUCACAACCCCUUUGCAAAAGGAUUUCGGGAUAAUUAUGACACGAUCUACACUGGCUGCGACAUGGACCGCCUGACCCCCUCGCCCAACGACUCCCCGCGCUCGCAGAUUGUGCCCGGGGCCCGCUACGCUAUGGCCGGUUCUUUCCUGCAGGACCAGUUCGUGAGCAACUACGCCAAGGCCCGCUUCCACCCCGGUGCGGGCGCGGGCCCCGGGCCGGGCACGGACCGCAGUGUGCCGCACACCAACGGGCUGCUGUCGCCGCAGCAGGCCGAGGACCCGGGCGCGCCGUCGCCGCAGCGCUGGUUUGUGACACCGGCCAACAACCGGCUGGACUUCGCCGCUUCGGCCUACGACACAGCCACGGACUUCGCGGGCAACGCGGCCACGCUGCUCUCGUACGCGGCCGCGGGCGUGAAGGCGCUGCCGCUGCAGGCGGCGGGCUGCACCGGCCGUCCGCUCGGCUACUACGCCGACCCGUCCGGCUGGGGCGCGCGCAGCCCCCCGCAGUACUGCGGCGCCAAGUCGGGCUCGGUGCUGCCCUGCUGGCCCAACAGCGCCGCGGCCGCCGCCCGCAUGGCGGGCGCCAACCCCUAUUUGGGCGAGGAGGCCGAGGGCCUGGCCGCCGAGCGCUCGCCGCUGCCGCCCGGCGCCGCCGAGGACGCCAAGCCCAAGGACCUGUCCGACUCCAGCUGGAUCGAGACGCCCUCCUCCAUCAAGUCCAUCGACUCGAGCGACUCGGGGAUUUACGAGCAGGCCAAGCGGAGGCGGAUCUCACCCGCCGACACGCCGGUGUCCGAGAGCUCGUCGCCGCUCAAGAGCGAGGUGCUGGCCCAGCGGGACUGCGAGAAGAACUGCGCCAAGGACAUAGGCGGCUACUACGGCUUCUACUCGCACAGCUAGGCCGGCCCUGCCCGCCCGGCCCCGCGCCCCGCCGCGGCCCGGCCCCCUCCCGCCUCCCACCCCCAGCCAGCCCCUCGCAGCUCU